Molecule: messenger RNA, 1247 nt
Organism: Cryptotermes secundus
Lineage: Eukaryota; Metazoa; Arthropoda; Insecta; Blattodea; Kalotermitidae
Product: acidic mammalian chitinase
Exons: 9
Coding region: 99-1232 (377 amino acids)
Biological process (GO): carbohydrate metabolic process; chitin catabolic process
Cellular component (GO): extracellular region
Molecular function (GO): chitinase activity; chitin binding
Source: RefSeq, a predicted model, not a curated record
UCACACUUAAAAAGACUAUUUAAGGAGGAUGUGUAAAAAAGAUUUACCUCAAAAUGUGCUGAGUAGGUUCAUGAAACACGCAUAACCAGGCUGCCAAAAUGAAGUCCUGGUUGAUAAUUCUUGGAGCUGCUAUCACGGUUCUUAACUACGCUGCCCAUUCCGCUGCCGAAAAGAAAGUGGUCUGUUACCAUGGGAGCUGGUCAGUAUAUCGUCCUGGAGAUGGAAAGUUCGAGAUAGAAUACAUUGACCCUAAUCUCUGCACUCAUGUUAUCUAUGCCUUUGUAGGCCUUCAAUAUAAUGACGACGUCCGAAUAAUGGAUAGUUGGAAUGAAAUUGACAAGGGUGGUUUUCAGCGUUUUAAUGAUCUGAGGAAAAGGAAUCCCUCACUCAAGACUUUGGUUGCAAUUGGUGGCUGGAAUGAAGGAUCCGCCUCUUACUCAUCGGUGGUGAAUGAUGCAUCUCGAAGGGCUGCGUUUGUAAACAAUAUUGUUAAGUUUGUUGGAGAAUAUGGAUUUGAUGGAUUUGACUUGGACUGGGAAUACCCUGCACAACGAGGAGGUGCAGCAACUGACAAGAAUGCCUUUAGUCUUCUGCUUAGGGAACUUCGUACAGAAUUUGAUAAGCAUGGAUACCUACUGUCAGCAGCUGUAGCAUCUGCUGCGGCCAGUGCAAGUCUUUCAUACGACAUUUCUGAACUAGGAAAGUACCUGGAUUUUAUUAAUGUCAUGACUUAUGACCUGCAUGGACCAUGGGAUCCUGUAACAGGGCACAAUGCUCCACUCUAUGCCGGUUCCAAUGAUGAUGGUCUGACUGUGGAUGCUGCCAUACAAUACUGGAUCAACCAAGGGGCUCCACGUGAGAAGAUCAUAUUGGGCAUUGGCACAUAUGGACGUACUUUUACCUUGACCAGUAGCUCUCAGUGUAUCAUGGGAGCCCCAGCAAAUGGAGCAGGGAAUUCUGGACCAUACACAAGGGAGGGAGGUACUCUUGGGUACAAUGAGAUCUGUGAAGAGCAGAGCACAUGGAUGGAGGUUUGGGAUGAUCAGCAGAAGGUGCCAUAUGCUUGCAAAGGAAACCAAUGGGUUGGGUAUGAUAAUGUCAAAUCUACUCUCUAUAAGGUAAGAAAUACUCAAAUAAACCAGUUCAUAUAUGAACUGAAGCUUCAGCGAAGACGUUUUCAAGAACUAAACUGUUACAGCAUACAGAUUAAUCUCUUCAAAACAUUUAUUUAGAACUGAGCACAUUUC